CUCAUAACAUACAAUGAUUUUAUCAUUGGAACGAGGUCGUUUUGGACCAUCAAUUUUGUUGAGUGAAGUCUUUGGUGAACACUUUGUAAAUUGUUCGCUGCUCCGCGAGCAACAGCAGAAGAACGGCUAUGGCGACCGAACUCGAAGAACUAAUAGACUUCCUCUCUGCCCCCUCUCCUCCAGUGAAGAAGGCGGCUGUUGAUAUUGUGCGGGGAUUAACAGGGUCUGAGGAUGGGUUGCACUCCCUUUCCAAUUAUGCCAGCACUGUGCUUCCAUCUUUAUCUCGGCUUUUGAGUGAGGAAAAGGAAGUUUCAGAACCAGCUGCUGAAGCUCUCGUGAAUCUGUCGCAAAAUGCGGAACUGGCUGCUAAGAUGGUCGAAAUGGGGAUGAUUAAAGUAGCCAUGGAUUUGUUGUAUAAGCCAGGCUCUAGCAUUAUGCGGUUGCUGGUUAUGCUCCUAGUUAACCUAACACAGUUGGAUGAUGGUAUUUCUUCCUUGCUUCAGAUUGGAGAUGAGAAGAUGCAAGGACUUUAUAUAAUGAAGCUUGUGAGAUCAUUCUGUAGAUCCAGUGAAUCUGAUGAUCCUUAUGAUCAUGUUGGUUCCAUACUUGUAAACAUCUCAAAGAAAGAAGCGGGGAGGAAAAUGUUAUUGGAUCCCAAGCGUGGCUUGUUAAAGCAGAUUAUUAGACAGUUUGAUUCAUCUAGUCCAUUGAGAAAAAAAGGGGUUUCUGGAACUAUUAGGAACUGCUGCUUUGAAGCAGAGAAUCAACUACAGAAUCUGCUCUUGAUAUCAGAGUUUCUUUGGCCAGCUCUGCUUCUGCCAGUUGCUGGAAACAAGAUAUAUGGUGAACAAGACACAUCAAAAAUGCCACUUGAGCUUGGAAGUGCACUCUCAAUUGAGCGUGAACCAGUUAAGGAUCCUGAGAUUCGUGUUCAAGCACUGGAGGCUAUUUACUUGAUUGUUUUACAGGAAGCGGGUCGAAGAGCCUUUUGGUCUGUCAAUGGACCAAGAAUAUUACAGGUGGGGUAUGAAGAUGAAGAAGAUCCAAAAGUAAUGGAAGCAUACGAGCAAAUCGGUUCCUUGGUUGUUCAUGGCAAUGGGACAGAAGAACCAUCAACAACUACAUCAAAAUAGCUUUUUACUUGUAUGUUCGUGGAGGUUCUUGUAUCUGCAGCUACAGGUCAUGACUGACUGUUUUUCUGCGGAAAUGCCCUUGUUUAAGCUCAAAAGACAUCAGAGAUCAAGCUUCAAUUACAGAAGUAUUAUGAUAAUAUGAUCAAGUAUUGAAGAUAUGUUGUUGUUUAAGGUAUAAAUUAUUGCAUAGUCUUUGAUUGAACUAUUGUCUCUACUUAUAAAUCUUGUGUUUCAAUUAAAAUUAAGGCAUCAUUCAAUUUUCAAUGGAGAAUUUUGUCCUCUAAUCAUAGAUCUUAAUUGCAGUAGAGGGGGUGAAUGAUU
Molecule: messenger RNA, 1454 nt
Organism: Durio zibethinus
Lineage: Eukaryota; Viridiplantae; Streptophyta; Magnoliopsida; Malvales; Malvaceae
Product: ARM repeat superfamily protein
Molecular function (GO): protein binding
Source: RefSeq, a predicted model, not a curated record